Papilio xuthus (Asian swallowtail) is the source of this 2155-nucleotide messenger RNA. It is a transcript of the gene grsm, whose product is annotated as probable aminopeptidase NPEPL1 granny smith protein. Gene Ontology annotation, biological process: proteolysis. NCBI's taxonomy places the organism in Eukaryota, Metazoa, Arthropoda, Insecta, Lepidoptera, Papilionidae. The record is from RefSeq and is a predicted model, not a curated record. The coding region runs from base 181 to 1776 and encodes 531 amino acids. Gene Ontology annotation, cellular component: cytoplasm. Gene Ontology annotation, molecular function: metalloaminopeptidase activity; manganese ion binding. The transcript is spliced from 12 exons.
GCAAGUUGAUUAGAAAUAAAGAAAGAAAGAAAAGCAUAGUGCUAACACCAGUUUGUUUAAUUCUAAAGCUUUAAUACUUUUAAGAUCUUUUUUAUAUCACAUUUUUACAUUAUUCAAAGUACAAAAACUAAAUGUUACGUAAUCCGAUAAAGUGAUAUUUCAAUUCAAACAGUCUGCAGAAUGUCAACUGCAGCGAUGAAUGUGAAGUUCCACUAUGGGCUGACAGCAUCAGACCCGGAAACACAUCCGGUGCUGAUUGUGGGCCAGGCCACACAUCUGAAUACACUUACAUGGCAAGAUGUACGCUGUAAACUUGAACCCAGAGUUACUGAAGAGGUAUGGCAACGAGGACUAACAGUAGUAUCUGGUGGUGAUUCUUGCGAGCUAUGGCCUCGUGGAGCAUCACUCGCCGCACUACCUGCCCGGCGUUCACGUCACGCAGCACCCUCUAGAGGCCAUGCUCUCUCCAAGAUUGUGAAGAAUGGACAGCGCGGUAAUGCUAGCGAGGAAUUUGUUGUGUUGGUAUGUCGCAAACAAGAUGUACUGGCCAGUGCAGUAGCAAUCGCCCGCGCGGUGCCUCAGUACUCGGCGCGUACGGACUCCGCCCCACUGGGCUCCUCGCCUGCGCCUCCUGAGCGCAGGGACCUUACUGUUGAGAUUGUACUGGUCGCUGAUGAGAAACGAGAAGGUGAAUCCGAUGAGGAAGAAUUGGGUGUUGUGGAUUCAGUACUGCAAGAGACAAGUCUAAGUGAUGGUGAGGUGCGGACACUGCAGCGGCUUGCAGAUAUGACACGUCUCGCUGCACGCAUCACUGACACACCUGCUAACAUCAUGAAUGUUGACAAUAUUAUUGAGGAGGCGUUCACAGUGGCAAAAACCUUGAACAUAGCAGAACCAACAGUGAUCAGGGGCGAGGAGCUACUAGCUCGUGGUAUGGGCGGAUUGUAUGGGGUGGGGCGUGCGGCUGCCCAGGCCCCCGCCCUGGUCUGCCUGUCGUACCUUGCGCCCGGGGCGUCACAGUCCGUGGCGUGGGUGGGGAAGGGCAUAGUAUACGACACCGGCGGUCUCAGUAUUAAGGCAAGGAGUUCGAUGGUUGGCAUGAAGGGUGACUGUGGUGGGGCUGCGGGUGCUCUUGGAGCCUUUGCUGCCUUUGUGUCGGAGCAGCCUGACAUCAACGUACAUUGUGUGCUUUGUCUAGCUGAGAAUGCUGUCGGACCUAAUGCCACCAGACCUGAUGAUAUCCAUCGCCUGUACUCUGGCCGUACUGUUGAAAUCAAUAACACAGACGCUGAAGGUCGUCUAGUACUGAGUGACGGCGUGGUGUACGCACAGAGAGACCUCAAGGCAGAUACUAUUGUGGAUAUCGCCACUUUAACUGGUGCUCAGGGCACAGCGACUGGAAAGUACCACGCGGCGAUAGUAUCAAACUGUGGAGGUUUAGAACGUCGCUGUGUGGUGGCGGGGCUGCGCUGCGGCGAGCUGACACAUCCUCUGCCGUACGCACCAGAGCUGCACUUCCCGGAGUUCACCAGCGUUGUUGCUGAUAUGAAGAAUAGUGUCGCGGAUCGUAACAACGCGCAGCCAUCCUGCGCUGGCCUGUUCGUGUUGUCGCACCUCGGCUUUGACUUCCGAGGAGGCUGGCUGCACAUCGAUAUGGCUGCGCCUGCGCACUCGGGUGAACGUGCUACUGGUUACGGUGUGGCGCUUCUCAACGUGUUGUUCGGUGCUCACUCCUCCAGCCGACUGCUGCGCGCUCUCGCACCACCCACGAAAUGACGUCACACACCGCCCUCACCCCCAACACCUACCCCCUGGUGACGAAUGUGACGUCACUGAAUCCUCACCAACAUCAGUAGUGACGUCAUCACAGCAUUAUCAUGCAAACCCUCCCUUAACAACUAUGAUAAACAUGCACCCCUUAACUACCUUACACCAUCCCCUACGAGCCCCUACCCUCUCAUCCUUUAACUUUGGUUAGUUUCCAUCAUCCACAACGAUCCCCCACUUCCUCAUAAUCAUCCGUGAUGUCAUCAAAGCCAUGACGUCAUGCUGACAAACAACCCCCACAUAUAACAACCCUAAAACUUUGUCCAAAUUAAGCAUAAAGCAACCAGAAAAUAAAUCAAAUCUCAAAAAUUCAAUAUAAAAAUUUGUA